Messenger RNA from Phacochoerus africanus (Common warthog), 1897 nucleotides. RefSeq names its product keratin 24 (gene KRT24). NCBI's taxonomy places the organism in Eukaryota, Metazoa, Chordata, Mammalia, Artiodactyla, Suidae. The record is from RefSeq and is a predicted model, not a curated record. Gene Ontology annotation, molecular function: structural molecule activity. The transcript is spliced from 8 exons. The coding region runs from base 78 to 1658 and encodes 526 amino acids.
AAAGGCAGCCUGCAAACAGGCACUUCACCAUCCCCUCUCCUCCUCACCUGUACAAGCUAAACCUCUGCAGGGACAUCAUGUCUUGCUCAACUCGCGUGUCCUCCUCCAGGGCCAGAGGCAGCAGCUCCGUCAGGGUGUCUGCCGGUGGCAGCAGCUUCAGCAGCGGGAGCCGAUGCGGUCUGGGGGCAGGCUCUGCCCGGGGCUUCCGAGGAGGAGCCGGCAGCUGUGGCCUCAGUGGGGGCUCCAGCUCGGGCUUCGGAGGCAGCUUUGGAGGGGGUUUUGGUAGCUGCUCCUUGGCAGGCGGUUUUGGAGGAGCUUCAGGCUCUGUGGCUGGCUAUGGUGGAGGUUCUGGCUUUGGCGGGGGCUCUGGCUUUGGCGGGGGCUCUGGCUUUGGUGGGGGUUCUGGAUUCGGCGGGGGUGCCAGUGGAGGCUUCUAUAGCUACGGUGGUGGUUUGGGUGGUGGUGUUGGCGAUGGGGGGCUCUUCUCUGGAGGUGAAAAGCAAACCAUGCAGAACCUCAAUGACCGCCUGGCCAAUUACCUAGACAAGGUCAGGGCCCUGGAGGAGGCCAACGCUGACCUGGAGCAUAAAAUCAAGGAGUGGUAUGACAAAUUUGGACCUGGGUCUAGAGAUGUUGGAUCAGGAAGAGAUUACAGCAAAUACUAUCCAAUCAUUGACGAUCUCAGGAAACAGAUCACUGCUGCCACUAUUGAAAAUGCUGGGAUCGUCCUGCAAAUUGACAAUGCCAGAUUGGCUGCUGAUGACUUCAGACUGAAGUACGAGAAUGAGCUGUAUCUCCGGCAGAGCGUGGAAGCCGACAUCAACGGCCUGCGGAAAGUCCUGGACGACUUGACCAUGACUCGCUCGGACCUCGAGAUGCAGAUGGAGAACCUGGUGGAGGAGCUGACCUACCUGAAGAAGAACCACGAGGAGGAAAUGAAGAGUAUGCAAGGAAGCUCCGGAGGAGACGUGACAGUGGAAAUGAACGCUGCCCCAGGAACAGAUCUGACUAAGUUACUGAAUGACAUGAGGGCACAGUACGAGGAGCUGGCUGAGCAGAACCGCCGCGAGGCUGAGGAGCAGUUCAAGAAGCAGAGUGCCUCCCUGCAAGCACAGAUCUCUACUGACGCUGGGGCAGCCAGUUCCGCCAAGAAUGAGAUAACAGAACUGAAACGCACCCUACAGGCCCUGGAAAUUGAGCUGCAGUCCCAACUGGUCAUGAAAAGCUCCUUGGAGGGGACCUUGGCUGACACAGAAGCUGGCUAUAUGGCGCAGCUGUCACAAAUCCAGAUUCAGAUCAGCAGCCUGGAGGAGCAGAUCUGCCAGAUCCGGGGCGAGACCGAAUGCCAGAACGCUGAAUAUGAGCAACUGCUGGACAUCAAGACCCGCCUGGAGAUGGAGAUUGAGACCUACCGCCGCCUGCUCGAUGGAGAAGGAGGUGGUUCUGGUUUUGGAGGAUGUGAUUUUAGAAACUCAGGAUCCAGAAACAUAGGAUCCAGGGAUUCAUCCGUGUCUGGUGACUCAAGAUCUGGAAGCUGUUCUGUCCAAGGAAGAGAUCCAAGCAAGUCAAGAGUGACUAAGACCAUCGUGGAGGAGGUGGUGGAUGGCAAAGUCGUCUCAUCUCAAGUCAGCAAUAUUUCUGAGGUUAAACUUAAAUAAGCAAGUUUCCAGAUCAACAAGAGUGUCUUUCAGAGGAAAAAAAAAAUCUAAAGGACACAGAUAAAGAAAUUGCAUCAAUCUGCCAUCUUUCUGGACAACUUCAGGAGAAAGUUUCAUCCAGAAAUAGAUGACCAACUAAUUUUUCUGCAUCCUCUCCUUUUCUUACUAGAAUGCUCUUGAAAAAGUUGACAGCUUGGCUCUGUUUCUAAUGCUUCAAUAAACUUACUUUUGCAAGUUAA